AUUCUAUAAUGAAUUAAACUCUAAAAUUAAUCUACAGCCCUGAAACAUAUGAAAAGAUAACAAAAAGUAAUAUUCUAAUAAUUGGUGUGGGAGGAAUAGGAUGUGAAUUAUUGAAAGUCUUAACAAAUAGUGGUUAUAGAAAGAUGACUAUACUGGAUUUGGAUACAAUCGAGGCAACUAAUUUAAAUAGAUAAUUCUAUUUUAGAAAGGAGCAUGUUGGAAUGAGCAAGGUAUUUUAAGAUGUAAAAGUAGUCUUUAGUAGGUAAAGAAAGUGUAAUGAGAAAACAUCCCGAUUUGGAUAUUACAGCAAUACAUGGAUCAAUAUUUGAUGGUAUUAUUAAUAUAUAAACUAGAAUAAUAUGAUGUUGAGUUUUACACAUAAUUUGACUUUGUGUUGUGUGCAUUAGAUAAUGCUUUAGCUAGAGAACAUUUAGGAAGAAUGUGUUUAAAAAGUAAUAGAAUAAUGAUUGAUGCAGGAACAGGUGGGUUCAGUGGAUAAGUAAAUGUUAUUAAACGAUGUAUAUAUUUAUUAUUAGAUUAAUAGUUUUGCAUUAAUGCAAUAAUUGUUAACCUUCUAAAGGAGCACCAUAAUUUGCUGUUUGUACUAUUAGAGCAAGUCCAUCUUAACCAAUUCAUUGUGUUACUUAUGCUAUGGCUUUAUACAAUUUAUUAUUUGGACCAUUGGAUGAAUCAAAUGUUUUAGCAGGAUUAUUAGAUUUGGCUUAAAUUUAAUCAUGCGAUAAAAGUGAUGUUGAAUUGUUGAAAUCUUUAGGUAUUCGAACAUUCAAUAAAUUAUUUUAUGAUGAAAUUAAACAAGGUUUAAAAGGAUAUUCAAAAGAAGAGGAUGCUAAUGCCAUUAAUCAAAAUAAAUAUCCAAUAUCUUAUGAAGAUGGAAUGUAAAAUCAUGAAGUUUAUACAAAUAUAGAUUAAUCUAAAAUUGAUUAAGAAGAUGAUAAAGGUAGAUAUUUAACUAAUCAUUUAGUUUAACCAUUUAGCUAUUAUGUAGAUUAGUUUGUAUUAAAUUUUGUUAAAAUUAUGUAAACUCCAGGUGUAGGUUCAUUUAAAUUUGAUAAAGAUGACUGGGAUAGUGUAAGAUUUGUAGCAGCCACAACUAAUAUGAGAACAUUUAACUUUACUAAAAAAUUUAAAAAUCUUGAUCCAAGAUUAGUUGAAGGAGAUAAAAUGAAAUACUUGAGUGUUAAUUAAGUUAGAAGUUUGGGAGGAAAAAUUAUUCCUGCUAUAGCAAGUACAAAUGCAAUUGCUGCUGCUAUAUAAAUUUCUGAAGCUUAGAAAGUUUUAGAGGAGAGAUGGGGUAAAUUAAGAAUGAAUUGGAUUCAACCAACAUAUGAGAAGAUUGCUCCAACUUUUCUUCCAGAACCAUACAAUACUUGUAAUCAUUGCAGUCAUAGAAAUGUUUAUAUGCAUAUAUAUUGCAAUUUUGAUACAACAAAAUUUGCAACAGUAGUAUAAUUGGCCAAAAGCUUUGGUUUGAAUGAUUAUGAUAUUUGUGGGUUUUCUGGAACAGUUUAUGGUUUGAAUAAUAAGUAAAUGAAGAGAGACGGAUGCAAUGAAAGGAAUUACAAUAAAAUUUUGUCUAAAUUUUAUUAAAGAGAAAAGCCAUAUUCAAAUUUAAUAUAUUCUAUCUAUGAACAAACAUCAGGAAAAAAAUAUUAUUGGUAAUUAGGAUGCAAAUAUGAAUUUAUACUUAUGCAUAGACCCGAUGUUGAAAUACCUCAGAUUUCCAAAAAGACCUAAUUAGAGGAUUCUUUCUAAUAGUUGAGAACAUUGAGGAUACAGAGACAUGAAGAACUAAAUUAGAUGAGAUUAAGCAAUUUAGAGAGAUUUUCAUUUUGAGAUGAG
Paramecium sonneborni is the source of this 1860-nucleotide messenger RNA. Lineage: Eukaryota; Ciliophora; Oligohymenophorea; Peniculida; Parameciidae. The record is from the annotation of a GenBank genome assembly.